Messenger RNA from Glycine soja, 2837 nucleotides. Its product is annotated as protein NPG1-like. The coding region runs from base 289 to 2373 and encodes 694 amino acids. Gene Ontology annotation, molecular function: protein binding. The record is from RefSeq and is a predicted model, not a curated record. The transcript is spliced from 6 exons. Lineage: Eukaryota; Viridiplantae; Streptophyta; Magnoliopsida; Fabales; Fabaceae.
AUCCCCCGAUCCAAAUGGCACUGCCAGAUUCAUUUGUAGAGUAGCGGUUGACUCGCCCUCGUUCUUUUCUUUUCGUGUCUUUUAUUUGUUUUUAUGUUUUUACGACACAACCAGAAAAGAAAAUAAAGACAAAAAAAAAUAAUAAUCAAACUGACUCAUAUGCGGGAUCUCCAAACUGCAUUUGAAACCAUUUCUCGCGACAAAAAACAAAACCUCCCCAGAGAUCGAUCGUUGUUCGGAGCCACAUACAUUGUUUCCACCACGCAUAAGGUGGCGAGGAAAUGAUUGAUGGAGUCCGGUAAGAACGAGCGUGUGACGAUUCGCGAGUUCUGCGCGAAUGGAAGUUGCAUGGAAGCGAAGGAACUUGAGGCCAAGCUUGAUGAAGGAAACAUUCAAGAAGCAGAAUCGGCAUUGCGUGAAGGGUUGUCACUAAAUUUUGAGGAAGCAAGGGCUCUUCUUGGAAAGUUAGAGUAUCAGAGAGGUAAUGUUGAAGGUGCACUUCGUGUGUUUGAUGGGAUUGAUCUUGAAGCAGCCAUACAGCGAUUGCAAAGUUCCCUUUCUGAAAAAACACCUGUUAAGAAAGGCCCCACUCGCAGUGAAUCACCUUCCUCCGUCUCUCAGCAUGCUGCAACUUUGGUGCUUGAAGCCAUCUACUUGAAAGCCAAGUCUCUACAAAAACUGGACAAAUUUACUGAAGCUGCUAAAGAAUGCAAGCGUGUUCUUGAUGCCGUUGAGAAGAUAUUUGGUCAGGGUAUACCUGAUACACAAGUGGACAACAAAUUGCAGGAGAUAGUCAGCCAUGCAGUAGAGCUCCUUCCAGAGCUUUGGAAACAGACUGGUUGCUAUAAUGAGGCAUUGUCUGCUUAUAGGAAUGCCCUUCUUAGUCAAUGGAACCUUGAUAAUGAUUGCUGUGCAAGAAUUCAGAUGGCAUUUGCUGUGUUUAUGCUGUACAGUGGGGUGGAGGCAAGUCCACCUAGUUUAGCCGUUCAGAUUGAUGGGUCCUAUGUACCCAAAAAUAAUCUGGAAGAGGCAAUUCUGCUUCUAAUGAUUCUUUUGAGAAAGUUUAGCCUUGGUAAGAUAAAUUGGGAUCCUUCUAUUAUGGAACACCUGACUUUUGCACUUUCAGCAUGUGGUCAAACUUCUAUUUUGGCAAAGCAAUUUGAAGAGUUGGCACCUGGUGUAUAUCACCGUAUUGACCGAUGGAAUUUUUUAGCUCUAUGUAAUAGUGGAGCUGGAGAAAAUGAAAGUGCUUUGAAUCUGCUAAGGAUGUCAUUGCAUAAACAUGAAAGACCAGAUGACCUUAUAUCAUUAUUAUUGGCUGCGAAGAUUUGCAGUGAGGAUCCUCAUCAUGCUGCUGAGGGAGCAGGAUAUGCACAGAGAGCAAUCAAUAUUGCUCAGGGCUUAGAUGGGCAUUUGAAAGGUGUGGGUCUUCGGAUGUUGGGGCUUUGCCUGGGAAAACAAGCUAAGGUUUCUUCUUCCGACUUUGAGAGGUCUAUGCUUCAAUCCAAAGCUCUGCAAUCAUUGGAGGAGGCAGUUAGACUGGAGCGAAACAAUUAUGAUCUAAUUUUUGAGCUGGCUAUUCAAUAUGCUGAGCACCGAAAUUUAACUGCUGCUUUAUCCUGUGCCAAGCAGUUCUUUGACAAAACUGGUGGCUCUAAAUUAAAAGGUUGGAGAUUGCUUGCUCUGGUUUUGUCUGCACAAAAAAGAUUUUCAGAGGCUGAAGUGGUGACUGAUGCUGCUUUAGAUGAGACUGCAAAAUGGGAGCAGGGGCCACUACUCAGGCUGAAAGCCAAGCUGAAGAUCUCCCAAUUACGACCCAUGGAUGCUAUUGAAAUUUACCGUUACCUUCUUGCAUUGGUUCAAGCCCAGAGGAAAUCGUCUGGGCCUCUCAAACUUAGUUCACAGGUUGAGGAUUAUACAAUAAAUGAAUUUGAAGUUUGGCAUGGUCUGGCAAAUUUAUAUGCAAGCCUUUCUCACUGGAAGGAUGCUGAAAUCUGUUUGCAAAAGGCCAGAGAAUUGAAGGAAUAUUCAGCAGCAACAAUUCACACUGAAGGUAUUAUGUUCGAUGGUCGUGGAGAAUAUCAAGAAGCUCUUAUUGGUACUUUCAAUGCGGUCCUAUUUGAACCAAACUAUGUGCCAAGCAAGAUCUUGAUGGCUUCUUUGAUACUGAAAAUGGGUUUUAAAGCUUCACCUGUUGCUAGAAGCUUACUUUCUGAUGCACUUAGAAUAGAACCCACUAACCGUAUGGCUUGGUAUUACUUGGGAUUAACUCACAAGGCUGACGGCCGAUUAGUGGAUGCUGCAGAUUGCUUCCAGGCAGCUUCCAUGCUUGAAGAAUCCGAUCCCAUUGAAAAUUUCAGCUGUAUGCUUUGACUAGAUUCCAUUCUCAAACAGUUAACUCUGCAGUCAGAUUCAUAUCAUUUUGUCAGGGUUUUUUGAUACGAGACCCCAGAUGUUUCAUGGAAGGCAAUUCUACUCGAGACAAGUAGGGUUCUGUUGUCAGUUUUGAAAAUGUGUCUUUUUUUUUCUUUCUUUUUUUCAUUUUAAUGUCCUAUCUUAAGAAACUAGGCACGAAAAAUAAGAGUUGGGUUAAAUCAUAAAGUAGGAAAUAAGAUAACAAGGGGGUUGAUGCUAGUCUGGUGGUAGGGGGGGAUGAAUUGUAAAGAACGUGAGAGUUUUUAUUGUGGUUCGGUUCCUCUUUUGCCUUGUAAAUGUGAGAUGCUUACUCGUUAACUAUCAUUCAGAGAAAGUAAACUGUAAAAAUUCAAUUUUCUUCUUUUUUAUUUGCCUAGAUUUAGAAGGUUCUAUCCAUGAAGGAUACAGUUUUUGUUCACUUA